This is a messenger RNA of Aspergillus uvarum CBS 121591, 5472 nucleotides long. RefSeq names its product PT repeat family protein. The transcript has 2 exons. Bases 1 to 5472 code for a protein of 1823 amino acids. NCBI's taxonomy places the organism in Eukaryota, Fungi, Ascomycota, Eurotiomycetes, Eurotiales, Aspergillaceae. The record is from RefSeq and is a predicted model, not a curated record.
AUGGAGGCUGUGACGAUCUCGAUCCGACGUCCCAUCGACGACCCCCUCUACCUGGCCGGCACCUUCUCCGACCCCCAAUGGGAGCCCGUCGAGCUCAGCUCCAAGCCCGUCGACACCGAACCCGAUGAGGACGGACUCAUCUCCACCGAAUAUCUCUUCUGGCACGACCUGACCCUGCCUCCCGGCCAACAUCAGUACAGAUUCCGUGAGGGGAAAAAGGGCCCGUGGUUUCAUGAUGAGGCCGUAAAGCAUGUACCCGGUGAGGGUGGCUUCGUCAACGUGUUUACUGUUGGGGAGAAGGAGUCCGCGGCCGAUGCUGUUCAGCCCGUUGUGGAGAACGAUGUCAGCGAGAAGACGGAAGAGAUUGUCUCGGAGGACGCUACGCCCAAGGAGAACGGGGUCAAUGGAGUCGCCGAGCAUGACACACCUGCGCAAGAGUCCACGCCCGAGGAGCACAAGCCUGAGCCCGUCGCCGCUCAAAUAGAGACCGAGCUGGAGGAGCCUGUCACUAACGGCAGCGCCGCAAACACUGAGGUCAAUGGCACCGAGACUGUGGAGCAGCCCUCGGAAGAAAAGCCUACGGUCACCGCGAACGCCCCCGAAGCCGUGGAAGAGAAGUCCGCCGAAGCUGAGCCAUCCACCGAGAAGGAAGAAGCCGCCGUCACUGAGACUCAAGAAGCUCCAGUCAUCACUGAAGUUGCCGAAGCCGCCACAGAAGCCGACAAGGACUUAAUAAAGGAAGAAGAGCCGACCACUGCUGUUGAGAGCGCCCCCGAAACCGACAGCAAGGCAGCUGAAGAGCCCCAGACGGAGAAGGUCGCCGACGAGCCCGUGCCUAAGGCCGAAGAGUCUGCUACCGAGAGUGUGGCUGUAGAGACUGCCGCGGAAGACACCCCUGCAGUGGGAGCCGUCUCGGAAAAGACUGCUGAGACCGAGCCCGUUGCGACCGAGACUUCCGUUGAGGAGUCGACCGCUCAAGAGCCCGUCGAGGAGCAGCCCAUCAAGGAGGUGGAGGCGACUGAGGCCGCGGUGGUCGAGUCUACGGAAGAGGCCGCUGAGGAGGAACCCGUGUUACAAGAGUCAUCCGAGUCAGCUGCUCCUGUCGAGUCUACGACUGAACCCAGCGCCGAGACCAAGGAGCUUCCCGAGGAUAGCAAGACCCAACAAUCCCUCGAAGUUGCUGCUCCUGUAGUUUCCGCUGAGGAGUCUGUCACACACGAGGCCUCCGAGAAAUCCGAGGAGACCCCCUCUGUUGAGACUACCGCUCAGGAGCCUGCCAAGGAGGAGCUUCUCAAGGAAGAGCCUGUGAAGGAGGAACCUGUCAAGGAGGAGUCCGUCGCCGAGCCUAGCACCGAGAAGGUUACGGAAGAGCCUGUUGUCACCGAGACGUCAUCCGAAACUGUUCCUACUCAAGAAUCGACUGAGACUCCAGCCACCGAGGAAGUCGAAGCCGAGCAAGCCGCGGAGGAGCCUAUUGAGACCCAAGUCGCAGAGACUUCUGCCAUCGAGCCUCUUCCUGAAGUGGCUUCUACCGAGGCGGGCGAGAAGGAAGAGCCUGUUGCGGAGCCAGUCACCGAGGAGUCUUCCGAGGUCGCUGCUGAGGUUGCGCCAGUGGAAGCCGCCGCCGAAACCACGACUGUCGAUGAGUCCAAGGCUGAAGAGUCCGUGUCUGAGGAGAAGCCUGUAGAGGAGGCUGCCACUGAAGCCCCGGUUGAGGUCGCCACUGAAGCUUCUGAGCCCGCCAAGGAGGUCGUCGCUGACGAGCCUACUCCCGAGGUCUCGCACACUGAGUCUGUGGAGGAGCCGAAGGAGACCACAGUCGUCGAUGACAAGGAAAUGGAAGUGAACGCCGUGGGGGAGCCGAUGGAGCCCCCUGUGGAAGCCGCCAACGAGUCAGGUCAGACCGAAGCCGCUGCCGAGGAACCUACUUUGGAAGGCGCAACCGCCGAGACCAACACUCAGGAGGAGCCUGCUCACCCAGAGACCGUCGCGGAAGAGCCCGUUGUAGAGACUCCUGCUGAAGCCACUACCUCCGAAGCCGCUGCUCCCGAGAUCGCUCAAGAGCCUAUUGAGAAGGAAACCGUCACUGAGGAGCCAGCCGUAGAGAACCCUAAGAACGCCAUUGUGGAAGAGCCGGUUGUUGAGACCACUGCCGAGAAGACGCCCGAGGAGCCUGUCGUUGAAGUUCCUGCUGAGGUGGAAAGCGAGAAGGAACCUGCUGUUGAGCCCACACAAGAGCAGACCGUGGAGGAGCCUGUUUCUGAGCAGCCGGUUGCUGAAACUUUGGUGGAGGAGCCUGUGAAGGAAGAACCUGCUGUUGAAGCUCCUGCUACUGAAGCGCCCGCGGUUGAGGAGUCCGCUGCUGAGACUACUUCUGAAAAGGCGACAGAAGAGCCUGCUGUUGAGGAGGCAGUUGCUAACGCUGUUGUUGCUGAAGUUACUGAGGAGCCAGUUGUCAAGGAGGAACCUGUUGUCGAAGAAUCCGUCGACCCGACUACCGAGAAGACCUCCGAAGAGUCUGCCGUUGAGCAACCAGUCGUCGAAACCGCCCUUGACAAGGAGCCCGAGCAGGAGCCCACAACGAAGGAAGAGUCAACGGUUGAAGAACCAGCUGUCGAGGCCACUCCUGAGGUCAGCCACGGAGAAAUUCCGGAGGAACCCGUCGCCGAGACUCCUGCUAUGGAAAGACCUAUUGCUCAAGAACCUGUUGCUGAGCCCAUCGUUGCUGAGGCUGCUGAGACUGUCAAUGAGCCUUUGGCUGAUGCAGUGACUGCGGAAGAGCCUGUAGCAGAGGCCAUCGUUGCCGAGACUGCCAAGGCCGUUGAAGAGCCUGCUCAGGAGACCCCCGUUGCUGAGGAGCCAACUCACGAAGCUCUCACCGUGGAGGAAGUCGCAGACCAGGAGAAGACUGUCGAGGAGCCCGUCGCUGAGGCCACUGAAGAGUCUGCUUCUUCCACUGAGCAGCCGGCUCUCGAGACUUCUGCUCCCGAGGAGCCUUCCGAGGAGGCGCCUGCUGUCGACACUACUGCUACCGAGACUGCCGAAGAGAAAGCUCAGGAGGAGCCUACCGUCGCUGUCGAAGAGCCCGUGGUGGAAGCCGCCGCUGCUGAGGAACCCGUCACCGAACAGCCUACUGUUGAAGAGCCCGCCCAAGUCGAACCCGCUGCCGCUGAGCCUGUGACUGAGAAUGUUGUUGAAGCUGCAGAGAUCGUUCAGGAGCCUGUUGCGGAAGAGCCCGUCACCGAAAAGGUUACCGAAGCCGCGGAGCCCACCAAGAAGGAGCCUGUCGCCGAGGAAUCUGCCCAACCCGAGCCAGCUGCUACCGAGAAGGUCACUGAGGAGGUUGCUGACGUUGCGGAGCCAGCCAAGGAGGAAUCAGCUGUGGAGGAGCAAGCACCCGAGGUUCCUGUCACCGAAGAGCCCGCCGCGUCCGAGCCAGUGACUGAGGAGGCUGUCACUGCUGAAGAGGUCGCUCCUGUUACGGAGGCGCCUGCUGAAGAGAUUCAAGAAGAGCCUAAGGAGGUCCCUGUUGUCGAGGAGACUCCCGCCGUCGAGGAGAGCGUUGUUCCAGAGGUCACCAUCGAGAAAUCUCAGGAGGAGCCUAAGGAGGCACCUGUUGUUGAGGAGACUCCCACUGUCGAGGAGACUCCUGUCGAAGAGACCCCAGCUGUCGAAGAGACCCCUGCUGUCGAGGAGGUUCCCGCUGCAGAGGAGACUCCCGCUGUUGAGGAGACUCCUGUCGAAGAGACCCCAGCUGUCGAAGAGACCCCUGCUGUUGAGGAGACCCCUGCUGUUGAGGAGACCCCCGCUGUUGAGGAGACCCCCGCUGUUGACGAGACCACCGCUGUCGAGGAGACCCCCGCUGUCGAGGAGACCCCUGCUGUCGAAGAGACCCCUGCUGUCGAGGAAGUUCCCGCUGCAGAGGAGACUCCCGCUGUCGAGGAGACUCCUGUCGAAGAGACCCCUGCUGUCGAGGAGGUUCCCGCUGUCGAGGAGACUCCCGCUGUCGAGACUGCUACUGUGGAGGCAACUCGUGCUGUUGAGGAGACCACCGCUGUUGAGGAGACCCCAGCUUUCGAGGAGACCCCCGCUGUCGAGGAGACCCCCGCUGUUGAGGAGACCCCCGCUGUCGAGGAGACCCCCGCUGUCGAGGAGACUCCUGUCGAAGAGAUCCCUGCUGUCGAGAAGGUUCCCGCUGUCGAGGAGACUCCUGUCGAAGAGACCCCUGCUGUCGAGGAGACUCCCGCUGUUGAGGAGACCCCUGCUCCAGAAGUCACAACCGAGAAGUCUCAGGAAGAGCUUAAGGAGGCUCCUGUUGUCGAAGAAACUCCCAUUGAGGAGACACUUCCCGAGGUGGCUGCAGUAGCUGUUGCUGACGAGCCUAAGGAAGCACCGGUUGUUGAGGAGACCCCAAUCGAGAAGACCAUCGACGAGGCUCAGCCGACAUCUGCAGCAGCUGUCGAGGAGCCUGUCGCUGUGCCCGUCCAAGAGUCUGUUGAGGAAUCUGUUCCCGAGGUCGCCGAGAAAGAAGUUGAAGCUCCCGCCACGGAAGACUUCAUUCCUGCAGUCGUCAAGGAAGAUGUUGCCCGCGUGACGGAAAGUGUUGAGGAGCCUGUUGCCGCUGAGCCAACACUUGAGACUGUUGCACCUGCAUCUGCUCCCGAGCCUACUCCGGUCGAGGCGGCUGAGGAAACCCAAGUGCAGGAGGAGGAGCAACUUUCUGAGCGUGUGUCUUUCGCCGAGAUUGAAGGCAAGGAGGUGCAAACGCCCAUCAAUGGAGUCAUCAACACGCAGACGGCUGCCCAAGAGGAAGUCACCGACGCUGCAAGCACCGUCAAGGACGAUACUCCUGCCGAGCCGGCUUCUUUGCAGUCGGAGGAAGUCAGCAGAGAAAUCGUGCCUGAAGAUUCCGUCGCUUCUGAACCUGUUGCUGAGGCUGCUACGGAGCAAGAGUGCCCCAAGGACAGUCUUCUGACACCCGAGAUUAUUGCCGCCGGCGCUGCCGCCGCCGUUGCUGCCGGAACUGCUGCUGCCGUUGGAGCCGCUUCGGUCUCCCACAAGGAGCCUGAGGCUGCUGCACCUGCUGAGACCAAAUCACAGGAACCCCAGCCCGAGAACAAGGACAAGGCCGUCAACGUCGUGCCUGGAACCUGGCCCACUGAGGGUAAGAGCUCUCUGGCGACGAGUAAGCAGCUCGGAACUGACCCUGAUACAGCCCUCGCCGGUGACGACGCCGCCAAAUCGACCCGCGAGCCCACCGCCGAAUCGUCAUCGAACGCUGCUGACAAGGCCGUGGCCACCAAGGGCGAUGAGAACCCUCGCUCACAGAGUCAAAAUCGGUCAGUCACCGCUGUUUCUCUGAAUCAUAAGAAGCAUGACAGCUGGUUGAAGACUAUCUUACGCGCUGUGUUUACCAAUUUCUUUGGAGCAAUCUUUUCUCCCUUCCGCCGUCGCGGAGGGAACAACCAAUAG